UCUCCUCGUUUCUAGGCCGUUCACCAUGAACGUGGCUGUUCUCCUCCUCCUGGGGCUGGGGCUGUUGGAGGCGGAAGGCAGGUGUGUCUUCAAUCGGACUGAGGAGCACUGUGUGUGCUACAGCCUGUCCGAGGAGAGCCUAAGCAGCAUCAUCCAGUGCCUCCCAGCCUCUGUGGUGGAGUUUUGGGGGGGAGAGCUGGAGAGAUACAUAGCCUUCCCCAUCAGCGACUUGAACCCCUCUGCCAUUGAAACGCUGGGCUCCCUCACCAUCAGGAAAAUAAUUUUUGGUGACCUCCUGGUGCCUGAGAUACUCCUCGCCCGAGUCCUGAGGUUCUUCUCCUACACCCAGGUGCAGGAGCUGGUGUUUGAGAGCUGCAUUUUCGAGGGGAGAGGAAACUGGGCUGACAUGGCUGGCCAGCGCUUGCCCAUAUUGUCCCUGCGCUUCCGCAAUGUCACAUCUGCCCUGCUGAUGGGCUGCGAGCAGGACUUCUCCAGUGUGAGCAGCUGGCUGGAGACCCUGCAGGAGCUGGCUCUCACCGGCUCCCAUGUCACCAGCCUGCCCUGUGCCAUCGGAAGGGUCUUCAGAGCGCUGCGCUCCCUGGACGUGGCACAGAACAGCCUGGGCGAUGAGAGCUUGAUGCCCGCCUUCUGCGAGGGGGCUUUCCCUGAGCUCCAGGUACUGAGUCUGCAGCACAACAACCUGACCUCCUACCACGGCGUGUGCCAAAGCAUGCAGCUGCUGCGUGAGCUCCAGCACUUAGACCUCAGCCAGAACAAGCUCGUGGCGACCUGUCCUCCUCCUGCCACCCUCCGAAUUUUUAACUUGUCCGACACUGGCUUGGAUGAAGUCCUCACACCUCUGCCUCCCAGUCUAGAGGUGCUGGACAUGAGCUGCAACCACCUCCAUGCCGUCGACAUCUCCCUCAGCUCCCUGAAGAAGCUCUUCCUGAGCCACAAUGUGCUGCAGGCUGCCCCCUCGGUCAGGAAUUACCCCAUGUUGGACACCCUCCACCUGGACAACAACUUGAUUACAGAGCUGCCGUGGGAUGAGGUGAAGCUCCUGGGGUACCUGAUGGAUGUGACUGCGGCUGGCAACCCCUACAACUGCUCGUGCCCUGGGGCCGGGGGGCUCCAGGCGCUGGCGGGCAUGGGGCACCUUGGGCAGGGCUGGCCCCAGGACUACACGUGUCGCUCCCCGCCUCACUACCGGGGCAGGCUGGUGAAGGACGUGCUGGUCUCGGUGCUGCAGUGUAACAGCGCUGUGGUUAUCGCCCCUGUCUGCGUUGCCCUCGUCCUGCUCAGCGUGGCGGGGGCCGUCUGCCUGGUCAGAUCCAGGCCCAGGCUUGUCCGAUCCUGCUGCAGAGUGUGAAGGGGAUGUGUGACCAUUCCCACCAGUGCUUCCCCCCUGCAGGGGCUCAGUCCCGGGGGCUGCAAGGCCAGGAGCUCUGUGGGAAGACUUGCAGGACCCCCAAGUCCUGGUGGGGCUCUCCCAGUGUCCCCAGUCCAGGCUCCCCUGUGGAGUAGGACUGUCCCCAGCGUUAUCCCACAAGUGGCUGUGGCUUUGUCUGUCCCAGAUUUUGGGGAACCCCCCCGAGCAAAGUCCCUUGCCCUGCUCUGUCCCGGGGCUGCACCCCCCUAGAGUGGUUUUCCUUAUGGCCAGCUUUUAACUCCCCAAGCCCCAACAUGCCCCCAUGAUAUCAUCUACCCCGAACGAGAGUUCAGCUCCGUCGCGUGUGCACCACUGCAGCAGUGCCGAGAUGCCCCAAGCCGCACUGGGUCCUGGUGGUCCCUGCCCAGAGCCCCCCCCUGCACCUUGUAGCCCUGUGGCCCACAGCCCAGCAGUCCUUGCAGCCUCGGUGGCCUGAUCCAUGGCUGGGCCGUGGCUGUGAGGAUGGCUGGUUUGCGAGGAUGGCUGCUUGCCUGCUGUUCAGCAUAAGAGAAAAACCACAAAAGGCAGGAAAAAAUAAAGGAAAUGCCCCCAUACACAAACGCUAAUGAGCCGGAGGUCACAGGGGCAGCAACCAAGACCCGAGCUCUCAAGGCACUGGUGGACAGACCCUGAAGAGGCUCAGCCAGUAACUUUUUAACUUUUUCUAAGAAGAAAAUGGGU
This is a messenger RNA of Egretta garzetta (little egret), 2110 nucleotides long. RefSeq names its product CD14 molecule (gene CD14). The record is from RefSeq and is a predicted model, not a curated record. NCBI's taxonomy places the organism in Eukaryota, Metazoa, Chordata, Aves, Pelecaniformes, Ardeidae. Gene Ontology annotation, cellular component: membrane raft; lipopolysaccharide receptor complex; external side of plasma membrane. Gene Ontology annotation, biological process: toll-like receptor 4 signaling pathway; positive regulation of type II interferon production; inflammatory response. Gene Ontology annotation, molecular function: lipopolysaccharide binding.